AAUAACUGCACUUUCACUAAUUUUGCAGUCGCUCUCGAAGAUAUGUCAGAUAUUUCAAUCAUCAUAACUUCUAAGCUUUCACAGCAGUCCCUGUGACCUGUGAGCUGAAAGACAGGUAACUAAAAGGCAUUUCAAUCUGAACUGAAGUCUGAAGUCGUGCAAGUACCGAAGUACCGGCGUGUCUGUGUGCUUUCCGCUAGUUGGCCACUCAGUGCACGUGUGCGCUAUGCCGAGCAAACGAUGGCGCGUGGGCGAACAGCAGGACGCAUUGUCGUCGCGAAAGGUGGCGGUCAGGGUGGAGAGGAAUGAAUCGACCACCGGUUGGAACCAUCCGCUUCACGCAUGUCCCGUGAAACUAGCCAUGGAAGAGGACGCUAGGGUGAAGGCCAAGCGGCACAGCCAAAGCCAGCAGCUCAGCGCCUUUCAGGAGAGCGUGUCGCAGCGUGUCAGUCUCCUGAGAAAGGUCAAGCAGCAGGCAGAGCUGUGUGCAACUGAGAGUGAGGUUCAACGCCGGGAUAACUUCAUCGAGCAGAACAUUGUGAUGGCACACAACCCUGGCCGUUUCAAUAGCCUUCAAGUUCGAGUGAACCGCCAGCACACACGACAGUCAGCCCCGGCUUUGCGACUCGGUGACUCGCUUGCUGUACACCAGCAGAGUGUGCCUCCGACAAGCACGGUGAUCGAUGCAGCUACGCGUGUGUGCACACAGCAGCCUCGCGCAUCCUUGCGGGAACGUGCCACUCAGAUUUGCUCAAUGCGGGAGAAGGCUCGUCAGUUGCUACUCAGUCAGCCACUGGCGUCUGGGACAGGCGAGGACCGUGACGAGGAACAGACCGGGAUCUGCACACCAAGGCGACUGACAUUCGAGCAGGACCAGCCUACGUUUCCGCAACCGGCAAGUGUACCGCAGGACCCAUCCGUUGUGGAAGCUCCACUCGUCGACGUCAGUGCAACUGUGCAUGUGCCUGCCGGUGUACGAACGUCAGUGAGGUCAGCGAAUAGCCACGCCAGUGUGACUCGCAAUGCAGUUGACACUGACAAUGCUAGCAAGUCAGAGCAGACACGGCCAACAGCGUGCCUCGUGUCACACGUCCGGCCCAUACAUUUGGCCGCAGUUGUUCCCAAGUCACCAGCGCUGGAAUCUCGAGUGCCUGUGAGCCGGCGCCUUUUCAUGGACCUCGAACGGGCGCAAGUUCAGGAAAAGCGUCGACAGAGGCAGCUGCAACAGCAGGUGAAUCGAGUGGUGCAGCACCGGGAGUACGAACGCUACGAGCUUGAGGUGCAAGAUCAAAUUGACAAGGGCCACGAUCCACCAGUGCAACUGCAAGCUGGAGGGUGCCAUAACCAACAUGAAGGAGGCAUGGUGGAGCGGUCCGAAGCAACAAAGACCGCAAGCAAACAGCUCAACAUGGCAAGGUACUUGGAUGCUCUGAGGGAGCGUGUGCGUCAGAGAUCUCAGCACAUAGCCUUGCCGCCGAUCUGUGGCUGUGCGGAUGCCGCUUGGCUUUCACAUCCGGAUACCUGUGCCAGCAACUGCCCAUUCCACCACAAUCCUCACGGUAAAAAUAGGAACAGGAGACAGGGGCAAGUAUGGCCAGGCCACAGUUUCUUGGCAAUAGUGAGUCCAAUUCGAAGUAUCGCAGUGAUGCGUCUUUCACAAUCACAGACACAUGCAAGCAAUACUUUAAAAAGAGAAGUAUAAAAGUUUGAAAAGGAAACACCAUGUUCAACAUAAUCUACAUGUAUUAUGAUUGAGGGGAUAUGCAGGUACAAGUGAGCUGGCACAGAGGAACAGGAACACAGCAAAGUAAGGAGGAUUUGUACAGUGGUAACAUCUUGCAAGUUUUUGGUAGAUGCUGCUAAAAAUAAUGUGCAAUGGAAGUCCCCCAUUCAAUGGUAAGGAACAUUCAACCUGCCACAAGCAGUAGCAGCAGUGACCAAUUGAUAUUAUUAUUAUACAAUGAGUGAUGAGACUGAGAACCAUGGGUGUUCAGCUUGAAUGACAAUUGUACACACCAACUGGGAUGCACAAUCUGUCUGUUGUUGCUCUGUGUGUUCACACCUAGGUUACAGCAAGGCAUUGGUCAAGCUGCUCGCAACAAACAGAUGAUGAACACACGCACAAAGUCAACGUACUCGCACUGACGCCGCAACACUUAACUGGCAGGUGCAACUGGUUGAGCAGCUACUCGCUCUAGACGACGAGCUUCAAGCUGCUUUGCGUCGUUCCAGGUAGUGAUGUCCAGCGCCACUUGGCCACGACUGAUGCUCAACAGCCUGUGAACGACGAUGAGAUCAAACGGCAAAGCAGUAGUUAUGGGUAGCUGUUACUAGAUAUAGAGGCACAACUUCUUUAUCUGAACCGAUAACGAGCUAAUCAUACGCCGCUUUUGCGUGCAUUGUUUAUUGUCUUCUGUCCUAUCAUUUUGUUCUGCUGUUCUGGAGCGAGAGUAAAAUGUCGGUGCCACAUCUGCUGGAGAAGAUCUGAUAUAGAUCGCAACGGACUACGGGAGAACAAUGUCAUUUUCGAUAUCACAGAUCGCAUUGAUGCAGUGCAACAGUACAAUUGUGGACAAACGAUAGAUUCUGCUGUCCAUGCAGAGUUGAACACCUAUAGUCCAUUUGCCAAAUCAGGGCCCCUGAUACAUGUGUCUCAAACAAUACUUUUUGCACAUAUCUUGAUCAUGUUUCACCGUAUUGACUUCACCGUAGGCUUAAAACAACGGCUAUCAUGUUUCUGGUCUAUACACGUCACCGACGUCACGAUCUUGAAUAAGAAUGAAGUGAGACUGUGAAAAACGUA
This is a messenger RNA of Sycon ciliatum, 2803 nucleotides long. Its product is annotated as coiled-coil domain-containing protein 15-like. Gene Ontology annotation, cellular component: centrosome. Bases 227 to 1702 code for a protein of 491 amino acids. The record is from RefSeq and is a predicted model, not a curated record. The transcript has 11 exons. NCBI's taxonomy places the organism in Eukaryota, Metazoa, Porifera, Calcarea, Leucosolenida, Sycettidae.